AUGUGGUUGAAACUACUUUCUGCAGCUUUUCUUAUUCUACAACUACAUGCUUCUUUAUAUAUUCCGGGGCACACAUGUGAUUGUCCACAAUACGCUUGCCAGCCAGUUACUGCCAGAACAUGCCCAAUGAUCCUUUGCCCAUCUCCACAUGGUUGCAUGGGUGGUUAUGAAAUGUCUAAAGCAGUAAAUCCUUAUCCAAAUUAUUCAUCGUAUCAAUAUCAACUCAAUCAACAGCAGCAACAGUACACUUCUCCACAACAACAGCGUUUCCAUCAACCGAUUGAUGAGUUGGAGAUGAGAGCCUUUGCAUCGGGUCUUCGACUCGGUCAACCCACUCAAGCAAUCGAAAACUCUCAACAAUUGAAAGUCUUCGAACAUUUGGGAGAUGAUGUCGAAAUUGAGAAAAUGGUUGAAGAGGAUCUUGAUUUAACGCACGGUUUGAGAAAAGCCGACAUUCGACGCGCUCCACAAAUUACGGUCAGAGAAGUACCUGAAGAGGAGGAUCCACAAGUGACAAAGAGACAGACCGAAGCUUCGAAGCAAUCGCAAAGCGGCGCUGAGCUGCCUAAAUGUAACAGUCAAGUGUUAAAGAAGUUGAUGGAAGAGAACAUUUCCGACAACUCAUCAGAUUCAAAACGGAAGAUCAACACGGCGGCUGAAGAGAAAUUUGGGGGAAAUGUUGAUGUUGUGUGCAGUCGGGGGCAUUUCUCUUACGUUUUCUCAUCAAAUUUAUACUGUGAAACGACGAAAGGACUUGUUACUUGUAUAGCUUUUCGACAAGCUGUU
Mesorhabditis belari is the source of this 786-nucleotide messenger RNA. Lineage: Eukaryota; Metazoa; Nematoda; Chromadorea; Rhabditida; Rhabditidae. The record is from the annotation of a GenBank genome assembly.